AUGACGACUUUAUAUAGUAAAGUCCUCACAAAUGUCGCACAGGGAGAGAUGCUUCGUGCUUUGAGUAGAAUUGAUACUUUUAUUCUAGAGACUGAAGGAGUUAUUUAUGGUGGAAACAAACUAUUUCCUUUAUCCAAACAAACAGUUUCUGCACUUGAGCAAUUAGGUAAAAAUAUUAUAUAUUAUCCAUCAUAUUCUGCUUUCUAAUGAAUUUCGCCUGUUAAUAACCAUUAUUAUAUCAAAUUUAUUGUAAAAUAUUUUCUAAAUCAUUAAUUAAAAAUAUUUUUUUAAAAAAUCCGGAAUACACUCGAAGAAGUAGAUUAAGCUAUCAGAAAAAAUUACAUGACUUUGGAAUUACUACCUCGGUUAAUCAAAUUUACACUCCAAGUUCUAUGACCGCUGAAUACAUGAGAAGAUUUCAUCCAGAAAUUAAAAAAGUCUAUACUAUUGGAAAUAAUCAAGGCUUCUUAAAAUAAAAAAGUAUCUUUCAAAGAAAACCUGCUUGUGAGAAAUAGUGAUCAUUUAAUAUAUAAAAAUAUAUCUGGUUGGUGGUGUAUGAGCAGCAGAAGAACUAAAACAAGCAGGAAUUAAAGUUCUUGAAGUAGGUGACUUUAAAGAACACAGCAAUGAAUCAUCCAAACUCCUAGAAAAAAUCAAUAGUGAUAAAGAUGUUGGUGCAGUUGUUGUGAGUUUUGAUGAAGCUUUUACAUUCCAAAAACUUACUUUGAGUGCUCUACUGCUAGAAAGACCAGACAUUAUGUUUAUAGUUACUUCUUUGGAGCCUUAUAGCAUUGUGGAUGGGAAAAAAUACCCCGGGGUUAGCCCACUUAUUGCUUCAAUUUCAAAAGUUUCUGGGAGAAAGCCUGAUCUCGUCACUUGUAGACCAAACCCUAUUAUGUUUCAUAUGCUCAAAGAAAAUUACCCUGAAAUUGAUCCACACAGGACAUGCAUGGUUGGAGAUUCUAUCACUAAAGAUUUAAAAUUCGCAAAUAAUUCAGGGAUCUUAUCUAUGCUAACCUUAUCAGGGAUAACUAUGCCCCAGCAGCUAGAACAUGUUCUUAGUCAAAAUGUUGAUUUUGUAAUCCACGAUUUUUCAAGGAUAUACCAAAUUUUAAAUUAA
Molecule: messenger RNA, 1120 nt
Organism: Blepharisma stoltei
Lineage: Eukaryota; Ciliophora; Heterotrichea; Heterotrichida; Blepharismidae
Source: the annotation of a GenBank genome assembly